AUCUCUCCCCCUCUCUCUCAAGCUGUGAACUGUGAAGCCAUGGCCGCUACAAAAAUGGUCUCUCUGGCCACCAUUAUCAGUCAACCAAAGACCUCUUUUUCUUCCAAAACCCUUCAACGCCCUUUCCCAACUUUCCCCUCAAGGCCUUCCCCAUCACAACUUAGUUUUGGGGUCAAGUUGGGAAAUGGGUUUGCGGCAAAAGCUUCAAUGGCGGUCUCGGAAUCGAGCUUGAAGUCCCCGGUUUCCGACAAGAAGGUGAAAAGUCCCGUAAUUGUGAUCGACAAUUAUGACAGCUUCACCUACAAUCUUUGCCAGUAUAUGGGAGAGCUGGGUUGUCAUUUUGAAGUUUAUCGGAAUGAUGAACUAACUGUCGAAGAGCUAAAAAGGAAAAAUCCUAGAGGAGUGCUUAUCUCACCAGGACCAGGUACUCCCCAAGAUUCAGGAAUUUCAUUGCAAACAGUUUUGGAGCUUGGACCAACUGUACCUUUGUUUGGUGUAUGUAUGGGUUUGCAAUGCAUUGGAGAGGCUUUUGGAGGGAAGAUUGUGAGAUCUCCUUAUGGCGUCAUGCAUGGGAAAAGCUCUCUUGUAUAUUAUGAUGAGAAGGGUGAAGAUGGUUUGUUCUCUGGACUAUCAAAUCCUUUCACUGCUGGCAGAUACCACAGUCUUGUGAUUGACAAGGACACUUUUCCUCAUGACGAACUUGAGAUUACAGCAUGGACGGAAGAUGGACUAGUAAUGGCUGCUCGUCACAAAAAAUAUCGGUAUCUACAGGGGGUUCAGUUCCAUCCAGAAAGUAUAAUCACCACUGAAGGCAAGGGAAUGGUCCGCAAUUUUAUCAAGAUGAUUGAGAGAAGAGAGUCGGAAACUCAGAAUUAGACUAGAAUGUUAGAGCUUAGUUGAUCUACAAAGCAAAAUGUUGGAAAACAAAGCAAAAUGUUGGUUUUUCCUUCUUCUUUCGGGAUCAAAUAAACACUAUUUUACAUAUGUUACAAUAUUCAAUUGUAGACAAUUGAGUUCCUU
Morus notabilis is the source of this 1020-nucleotide messenger RNA. Its product is annotated as anthranilate synthase beta subunit 2, chloroplastic. Bases 40 to 876 code for a protein of 278 amino acids. Gene Ontology annotation, cellular component: cytosol. NCBI's taxonomy places the organism in Eukaryota, Viridiplantae, Streptophyta, Magnoliopsida, Rosales, Moraceae. Gene Ontology annotation, biological process: L-tryptophan biosynthetic process. The record is from RefSeq and is a predicted model, not a curated record. The transcript has 8 exons.